AUGUCUCAGGUCAUGAAUCAAGCUGAAGAGGAGGAAUUUUACACUUUAGAAAAGGGAUUUUUCAAACUUCCAUGUGACGAACAAGUUCAGUACCAGUUUGGAGAAGACAGCCACCUCAAUCACUGGAGAGACAUUUUAGAAUUUAAGACUCUAAAUAGCCAGCAUUAUGAAAUUUCUCAAUGGACAAUAGCUGUACAACGAUACGAAUAUGUAAAUAUGUAUCAUACAAUGACAGAUUGGUACAAUACAUUCCUUGUUACUAAAGUUUUCAAACUCGAUCCUAAAAAUGUAACUAUUUUAUGGAUAGACGGUCAUCCCUCUGGCGGUCUGGAUUCCACAUGGGGUAACCUUUUCGGGGAAAUAAGACGAAUUGGAGAAAUCCGUAAACCAGUCCUGUUUCCACAACUGAUUUGGGGCAUUGUGGGAUAUGAUAGUCCGCUUGAUGAGCAUUACUUACCGGAAGUAGCAUAUCUGGAGGAUUUCAGAAAUUUCUUUCUAUCGAAACAUCAAAUAUUUCCUGCAGAUGAUCUUAAUUGUAACCAGUUGAAUAUUUUGAUAAUUUGGAGACGAGAUUAUGUCGCUCAUCCAAGAAAUCCAAGUGGAUCAGUAUCUAGAAAAGUAAAAAAUGAAGACGAACUUCUAGGCAAAAUAAAAGAUGUUUUCAAAGGUCACAUUGUUAAAGGUCUACAGAUAGACAAAUUACCAAUGCAAGAUCAGUUAGCACUCAUAUCGAAAACUGACAUUUUAAUUGGAAUGCACGGCGCAGGCCUAAGCCAUACUUUAUUUUUACCAAGACACUCAGGUUUAAUAGAAAUGUUUCCUCUGUAUCAUCCUUCGGAAAAUAUACAUUUUCGGUCAAUGGCAGAGUGGAGGCAUCUGUAUUAUAUGUCGUGGAGUAAUUUUGACGAUGAAAGAGAACUCGAUAAUCAUCUAACAAUUGUAAAUGUUGACGAAAUUGUCAUUCUUGCCACUGAAAUGCAUCAAAAAAUUUGUGCAAAGGAUGAAAAUGAUACUGGAUAA
Mercenaria mercenaria is the source of this 1020-nucleotide messenger RNA. RefSeq lists its product as uncharacterized. The record is from RefSeq and is a predicted model, not a curated record. Gene Ontology annotation, molecular function: glycosyltransferase activity. The coding region runs from base 1 to 1020 and encodes 339 amino acids. The transcript has a single exon. NCBI's taxonomy places the organism in Eukaryota, Metazoa, Mollusca, Bivalvia, Venerida, Veneridae.